AACUCAACUUUUCAACUUUAGCUUUCCACUUCAGGAGAAUGGCUAGUCUACUAUGGCUUGCUCACUUUCUCUGCUUCCUUUUGUUUCACUUGCAUUUCCGAGCUGCUUCUUCUUCACCUUUUUCUUUCAAUUCCUCCUCUCCAGCCAUGCCGUGUCAACAUGACCAGAGUCUUGCCUUGCUCCAAUUCAAGAAAACCUUUUCCAUUAGAAGUAAUGCCUCUCCCUGGGUUUUCCCUUACCCCAAGCCUUAUCCAAAGACAGGGUCUUGGAAAGAGGACACGGAUUGCUGCUGGUGGGAUGGGGUCACUUGCGACAUAGAAACGGGUAAUGUAAUUGGCCUUAACCUUUCUUCUAGCUUGCUCUAUGGUACCAUUCAUUCUAAUAAUACUCUUUUCUUCCUUCCUCAUCUCCAAAAGCUUGACCUCUCUAACAAUCGUUUCAACCGCUCUCAAAUUGUACCUCAGUUCGGCCAAUUUUUGAAUUUAACAUAUCUUAACCUAAAUUACUCUGUUUUUGAGGGCCAAAUUCCACUAGAAAUUUCUUAUCUGCCUGCUUUGGUUUCGCUUGAUCUUUCUAAGAACCCUUAUUUGAUACUUGAAACGUUUAUCUUUAACGAGCUUGUUCAAAACCUGACCCAGUUACAGCAAUUGGACUUGAGUGAAAUAAACAUGUCCUUGGUCGGGUCUAGUUCCUUGAUGAAUUUGUCUUCUUCUUUGACAUCUCUCAAACUCAGCGAAUGCCAAUUGCAAGGGAAAUUCCCAGAUAUCAGUCAUCUAUCCAAAUUGGUUUUAUUGGACCUCUCCUAUAACAAUUUUAGUGGUGAGAUUCCAUCCUCAUUGGAAAAUUUUAAACAGCUUGAUACUUUAUACCUUGACAACAACAAUCUCAAUGGUCAAAUUCCAUCCUUACUCGGAAGCCUUAAGGAACUCUCCUCAUUGGACCUCUCCUAUAACAAUUUUAAUGGUGAGAUUCCCUCCUCAUUUGAAAACCUUAAACAGCUUCAAAUUUUGGACCUCCAAAACAACAAUCUUAGUGGUCAGAUUCCAUCCUCACUUGGAAGCCUUGGGGAACUCUAUUCAUUGCACCUCUCUUAUAACAAUUUUAGUGGUGAGAUUCCCUCCUCAUUUGGAAACCUUAAACAGCUUCAUACUUUGAACCUUUACAACAACAAUCUCAGUGAUCAAAUUCCAUCCUCACUUGGAAGCCUUGGGGAACUCUAUUCAUUGGACCUCUCUUAUAACAAUUUUAAUGGUGAGAUUCCCUCCUCAUUUGGAAACCUUAAACAGCUUCAUACUUUGAACCUUUACAACAACAAUCUCAGUGGUCAAAUCCCAUCCUCACUUGGAAGCCUUAAAGAACUCUCUUUAUUGGACCUCUCCUAUAACAAUUUUAAUGGUGAGAUUCCCUCCUCCUUUGAAAACCUUAAACAGCUUGAUAUUUUGUGGCUCAACAACAACAAUCUCAGUGGUCAAAUUUCAUCCUCACUUGGAAAAAGUUUAGUAUACCUCGAUUUAUCCAACAACUUGUUACAUGGCCGAAUUCCAAGUUCAAUUUUCAAACUUGUGAACUUGAGUGUUCUCAUUCUUUCAUCCAACAAAUUGAUAAGAGAAGUCUCUUCUGCAGUUUGCGAGUUAAAUUCUCUUGAAAUUCUUGACCUGUCAAACAAUAGUUUGAACGGAUUCAUGCCACAAUGUUUGGGAAAUUUCAGCAACAAUCUUUCAGUAUUGCACUUGGGCAUGAACAAAUUCCAUGGAACCAUCCUUGAAACGUUUUCUAUAGGCAGCAACUUGAGAUAUUUGAACUUCAAUGGUAACCAAUUGCAAGGUAGAAUCCCACCUUCCAUCUCCAAUUGUAUAAAUUUGGAAAUUUUAGAUCUCGGAAACAAUAGUAUAGAUGACACAUUCCCCCAUUUUCUGGAAACACUUUCGAAGCUACAAAUUCUAAUUCUAAAAUCCAAUAGAUUUCAUGGUUUGGUGAAAGGGACCUCUGCCAAUUAUUCAUUCUCAAAGCUGCGAAUUUUUGACCUCUCCAACAACACGUUUAGCGGACCUUUACCUGCGGAGUAUUUCAAUAAUUUCAAGGCAAUGAUAAUCUUUGAUUUGAAUAUGAAAUACAUGGGGGCACCAAAUUAUUCCUCUUAUGAUUAUUCUGUGAGUCUGACUCUCAAAGGCUUAGAGAUUGAGUUGGUGAAAAUCCAAACACUUCUUACAUCCAUUGAUUUGUCGGGCAAUAAAUUCACAGGGGAGAUCCCACAGUCAAUUGGAAAACUUAAAUCACUUAAGUUGCUCAACUUGUCUCACAAUCAACUCACAGGCAAUAUUCAAACAUCAUUGGGGAAUUUGAGCAAUUUGGAAUCAUUAGACCUCUCUUCAAAUCUUCUUGUUGGAAGGAUUCCAAUGCAAUUGACAUAUUUGACAUUUUUGGAAGUGUUUCGGGUUUCACAUAAUCAACUUGAAGGACCUAUACCCGAAGGAAAGCAGUUCAACACAUUUGAUAACACUUCAUAUGAAGGGAAUUUGGGAUUGUGUGGAUUUCCGCUAGAAAAAUGUGACAAUGGGGAGAGGCAACAACCAACAUCAUCAAAAGAAAUUGAUUCCAAGUCUAAAAAUGGAUUUGGAUGGAAAGCUGUAUUGGCAGGGUAUGGAUGUGGAGUAAUAUUUGGUGUUGUAAUGGGAUAUGUUGUGUUUAAAACAAGAAAACCUAUAUGGUUUGUGAGGAUGGUUGAAGGUGAAAGGCAUCGAAAGCUAAAAAGAUUUAGCAAUUGAUGUUCAAA
Hevea brasiliensis (rubber tree) is the source of this 2773-nucleotide messenger RNA. RefSeq names its product receptor-like protein 43. Lineage: Eukaryota; Viridiplantae; Streptophyta; Magnoliopsida; Malpighiales; Euphorbiaceae. The record is from RefSeq and is a predicted model, not a curated record. The transcript has 2 exons. Gene Ontology annotation, molecular function: protein binding. Gene Ontology annotation, cellular component: plasma membrane. Bases 39 to 2765 code for a protein of 908 amino acids.